AAAAAACUUUACACAAGGAGAGAGAGAGAGAGAAAGAGCGAGAGAUCGAGGCAAAAUGAGAAACUCGCAGAGAUUUUGAAAGAGGUUUUAGUUUUGAUUCUGUUUUCUCCAUUUUCACAAAACCUUCUUUUCUGCCUUAUAAAUUGGUGGAACGAACUGGCAGUUUCAUCAUCAUCAUUUCAACUCUGUUAUCCCAGCAUUCACGUGUUCUUCCCUUCUCUUUUCUUCUCUUUUCUUCUCUUCCUCUGUUUUCCUUCCCCAUUUCCAUUCCUCCAGAAACAACUCAAACCCAUCAAUCUUUCUUCCUCCAUUAAAGGGGUUCUUCCAAACCCAAAUUUGAUAGAAGGGCAACUCUGUUUUUCAUUGAUUACAAUCAAAAUGGAAGGGAAAAAGCAUGUGGGUCUCGGAUCCUCUUCUUCUUCUCUCACUACUGACCUCUUUGGCUCCAAAGAGACUUCCUAUUCUUCCACCACUGGGAUUUUUGGCUCUAUUUUUGCACCUUCUUCAAAGGUUUUAGGGAGAGACUCUCUGCUUUCUCAGACCAAAGAGGGAGAGAGGGAUUCUGUAAAUGAGCCAUGGAUCCCCAACGCUGAAGCUCAAGAUGAUACUGCUAAUCAUACACAAAAGGAGAGUCCGGAGAUGAAGAAUAAAGAUAUGAGUUCCAUUUAUCAGGAUCAGAGAGCACAACCAUGCCAUCUUAGCUCAUCAAUCUAUUAUGGUGGCCAAGAUGUUUAUACUCAUCCUCAGAAUUCGUACAAUUCCGAGGUGAACUCUGCGUACAAGAAGGAAGGGGGAGAAGAUGAUUCUGGGAGUGCUUCAAGAGGAAAUUGGUGGCAAGGAUCUCUCUAUUAUUAGUGCUAGAUCACUUGCCAAGGUUUAUAUACUUAUUAAGGUACAUAGGAUCAUAGAGCUGCAGCACUACUUCUACUUCACCUCUUAUUGUAUGAAGCUAGACGAUAGCGAGAUCGUUGUGAGAAAAAGCUGGUUGAUCCAUUUUUCCAGCCAAAACAACAGAAUCUCUUUCAAGUUAAUUAUUAGUAGUUUUAUAGGCAUCUUUCUCAAUUUUACUGUAAAGAAUGCUACUGCUGCUGCUUCUGGUGUUUGUUGUUUAAACCUUGGCGUUUUUAGCAUAAAGGAAAUCUGGGUUGCUGUUUGCUUAUUAGUAUCAUAUUGGAACUUGAAUCAAAAUCUUGAAUAUAUAUAUUUCGCUCUCAGAAUGAUCGGGGAUUGUUUGGUUAGGUAGUUCAUGAAGCUCUCUCUGGUUUUCUCCUUGUUUUCCUUAGAAAGCCAAACAAGGCUGAAGCAAUAUGAGAAGUCAAAGUAGUUGGGAGUGUCAUUUUCCCAUCCUUAUUCAAGAGUUAAGGAUAUCUUGACAAAGUUGGAUGGCCAAACCAGUCAUUUUCUUUCAAGGAGUUUUUAUGGUCUUGCUUUUCCAAGGUCGUUAAGUUUGGCCGUUAAAAGGGAAAAUAAUUGAAAAGAUGGUGGGAUGGGGACAGAGAUUCUGCA
This is a messenger RNA of Benincasa hispida (wax gourd), 1506 nucleotides long. RefSeq names its product E3 ubiquitin-protein ligase RLIM-like protein (gene SIS). The record is from RefSeq and is a predicted model, not a curated record. Lineage: Eukaryota; Viridiplantae; Streptophyta; Magnoliopsida; Cucurbitales; Cucurbitaceae.